AUGCCGUGCCGUGCCGUGCCGUGCCACGCCACCCCUGCCCUUCCCGCAGAGCACACGUACGGGGAGGUGAACCAGCUGGGCGGCGUGUUCGUGAACGGGCGGCCGCUGCCCAACGCCAUCCGGCUGCGCAUCGUGGAGCUGGCGCAGCUCGGGAUCCGGCCCUGCGACAUCAGCCGCCAGCUCCGCGUGUCCCACGGCUGCGUCAGCAAGAUCCUGGCCCGGUACCACGAGACGGGCUCCAUCCUGCCCGGGGCCAUCGGCGGCAGCAAGCCGCGGGUCACCACCCCCGCCGUGGUCAAGCACAUCCGCGACUACAAGCAGGGCGACCCGGGCAUCUUCGCCUGGGAGAUCCGCGACCGGCUGCUCGCCGACGGCGUGUGCGACAAGUACAACGUGCCCUCGGUCAGCUCCAUCAGCCGCAUCCUGCGCAACAAGAUCGGCGGGCUCGCCCCGCCCGGCCCCCCGCCCGCGCUGCCCUGCGGCCACAUCUACCAGUACCCGUACCCCGGCCCCGCCGCCCCGCCGCCCGCCAAGGCCGCCGGGCACCCGGCCGCGCCCCUCGGGGCACCCCCCGUCGGGCUGCCCCGCUCCUGGCCCUCGGCGCACUCCGUCACCAACAUCCUGGGCAUCCGCACCUUCGUGGAGCAGGCGGGGGCUCUGGCUGGCACAGAGGGGGCUGCCUACCCCCCCAAAAUGGAAGAGUGGCCCAGCGUGAACAGGACGGGCUUCCCCGCCCCGGGCCAGGCGGUCAACGGGCUCGACAAGGCGGCCAUGGAGGGGGACAUCAAAUACCCGCAGCCCGGCCCGGGGCUCUCCUCGAUGGGCACCUUCCUGCCGGCCUGCGCCUACCCCCCCUCCACCCAGCCCGGCGUCUACGGCGGCUCCCCCGGCGGCUACAUCGCCCCGGGACCCCCCUGGCAGCCGCAGGGGACCCCCCUGGCCCACCACGGCCACGGCGUGACCGUCCACGGCGGCGACCUGCCCGCGGCCAUGGCGUUCAAGCAGCCCGGCAGGGAAGUCGUGGACAGAAAACCCACCAGCCCCGUGGGGAAACCUCCGGACCCUCUAAACGCCAUCCACGGACUCUCUAUCCCAACCUCCUCGUCCUAG
This is a messenger RNA of Neopelma chrysocephalum (saffron-crested tyrant-manakin), 1110 nucleotides long. RefSeq names its product paired box 1 (gene PAX1). Gene Ontology annotation, biological process: regulation of transcription by RNA polymerase II; anatomical structure development. Gene Ontology annotation, molecular function: RNA polymerase II cis-regulatory region sequence-specific DNA binding; DNA-binding transcription factor activity, RNA polymerase II-specific. The coding region runs from base 1 to 1110 and encodes 369 amino acids. The record is from RefSeq and is a predicted model, not a curated record. The transcript has 4 exons. NCBI's taxonomy places the organism in Eukaryota, Metazoa, Chordata, Aves, Passeriformes, Pipridae.